Messenger RNA from Frankliniella occidentalis (western flower thrips), 1271 nucleotides. Its product is annotated as homeobox protein unplugged-like. The transcript is spliced from 2 exons. NCBI's taxonomy places the organism in Eukaryota, Metazoa, Arthropoda, Insecta, Thysanoptera, Thripidae. Gene Ontology annotation, cellular component: nucleus. Gene Ontology annotation, molecular function: DNA-binding transcription factor activity, RNA polymerase II-specific; RNA polymerase II transcription regulatory region sequence-specific DNA binding. Gene Ontology annotation, biological process: regulation of transcription by RNA polymerase II; regulation of nervous system development. The annotation marks the transcript as partial. The record is from RefSeq and is a predicted model, not a curated record.
GGGGGCGGGGCGGGCGGCGCCUCCGGGGGCGGGCCGAACAAGACGCGGCGCCGCCGCACCGCCUUCACGUCCGAGCAGCUGCUCGAGCUGGAGCGCGAGUUCCAGGCCAAGAAGUACCUCUCGCUGACGGAGCGCUCGCAGAUCGCCGCGGCCCUCAAGCUCAGCGAGGUGCAGGUCAAAAUAUGGUUCCAAAACCGGCGCGCCAAGUGGAAGCGCGUCAAGGCGGGCGUGUCGGGCUCCGGCUGCGGCGGGCGCGGCGGCUCCGGUGCGGCGGGCGCGGGCGGCUCGUCGUCCUCCUCCGGCACCAAGAUCGUCGUGCCCAUCCCCGUGCACGUGAACCGCUUCGCCGUGCGCAGCCAGCACCAGCAGCUCGAGCGCUGCGGGCCCGGGCUGGCGCGCCUCACCAGCCUGCGCGGCCUCAUCCCCGGCGCGCCCGGCGGCCCCGCGGCCCUGGGGGGGCCCCUGGGGGGCGCGCACGCCGCGCUCUCCGCGCCAAGCGAGGCGUGGGUGCGGCCAGAGCCCAGCAAGCACUCGCAGGCGCAGCCCUACAUGUGAUUGCGUGUGGUGAACAUUUGCGUGAAGUAAGCACGCGAGAAGAUACAGCUGUGAUAUUGUUACCAUCGAAGAUAUAACUUGUUCUUAUACUUGCCUGCAAUCCUUUCGACGCGAUUGGCUGUGAUCAGCGACACGCGCGUGUGUGUGUGUUGUAGGACAAAGUGAAAGUUGCGUAGUGUUAGUCUGUUUGUUAACGCACUGAUAAUUUCUAAUUGAGGAUGAAUAAUCCAAAAGUGCAUAUCACGCUCCAGAAAUGGAGUAGAACUUUUUAUUUAAUACCUGGAGAGCUUCCCCGUCGGGGUGCCACACCUGAGAGCCCUGCGAGCGAGGGCGACGACGUUCGUCGAUUACCGGAGUUAUCGGCAUCCUAGAAUCUCGCACUCGGUUCGCAUUCUGCAAACGGCUAUGUGGCCGUCGCCCUGCCCGCGUAUGGAUGCCGCCCAUUAACCCCCAUUCUUAUUUUUAUCGCCAGGCAGGCGCACGUUUUCACACCUCUGUCGCAUUGUGCACCCCCCCCCCUCCUCCCCCGGAUCGCUUUCUCCCUCCCGACGGAUGCACAAAAGCUCUCCCCCUGGGCAAUAACCGCGCGCGCCCCCCCGCGCCGCGGCAAGCAGAAUGCAUGUAUAUUAAAUUAUACAUAAUGAUGUGCUAUUGUGAUGUGUAUUUGUAGAACUUGUACAUAUAGACUCGUUUAAAUAAAACGACUACCAAAGCAG